CGCUGCUAUGCAUUAGUGCCGCGGCUGGAACGCGAUCAUUCCCAAGAUGGAAUUGGCACCGGAGCCCACUAUACUUGAUGAGGUUUUGAAGUAUGGAUUGUUCGUGGGGGCCAUUUUUCAGCUGUUCUGUAUUGGCGCAGUGAUUUUUCUCCCUCUUAACAAUCAGAAAACGGAUCAAGAGUCCAGUGACGAUGAUGCUUCAGAACAUGGAAGUCCUCACAUCCAUGGAAACUACCGAGGUCACUUACAUCACAGAAAGAAGCAAGAGAAGAAGAAGAGGCGUUGAUUGAACUUUCAUUUUCAUUUUGCACCUACAAAGAGAUUGGAAAAAAGGUGCAGAUGAUGGAGAAGUAUCUGGAGAAAUUGGAGGGUUCUUCUGAGCUGGAGGCCAAAGAACUACUCACCACAUUCACAGAAGAGUAUGGGAGUAAAUUUACUUUCCCUGAACUUUCAGAGGGAAACUUGAGAGUGAAGUUUUGGUCAUUGCUACAGAAGCUCCUUCAAGACAACGAGAAGAGCGGACUUCGGAAGCAAUGCUUGGAGGUAGUACGCAUUCUGAGCCGAGAGCGUGCAGGCCUUGACUCUGCCCUUCAGCCUGAAAUGAUUGCAGUUCUACUUGACCUUUCAUUUCUCAAGGAAAGUUCUGGGUCUUAUUUGCUAAAGGCAUGUAAGCAAGGUGACAGUGCCACUAUAAUAGAAGCACAGAAAUGUCUGUGUAACUUGACAUUUCAUAGUGACAGGACCAAGGAAGCUUUAUGCACUGAAGAAUAUGCACAGAACCUCAUUGCACGUCUCAAGAUGUGGUCGAGUGCAGAGAUUCCCUAUGAUGUGAAGUUUUUUGAUGUGAAGUUGCUUUUCAUCGUCACAGCAGUCAGCUUUGCAAUGCGUACCUAUGUGAGAGACUACUGCAAUGGGAUCAGCAUCAUUGGUGGAGGGCUGCAGAGAGUGGCUGGCUGUGACAAGGAAUCCAGCAAGCCCCUUGUCCUCACUGUGCAGGAUUCUGAUUUAUGCUGUGAGAUACUCAAGGUCUUGUUCAAUGUUUGUAGUGUCAAGGACUUAACUGAAGAAGAUGAAAAAAGACAGAGUAAAACACUGGUGGAAUCAUUGAGGAAAUUACUAUUGUCCACUGGGGACAAAAAAGAGGAGACAGUAAGCAAUGUUGUGAAUUUGUUGACCGUACUAGAUGGUGAAUCAUUCCAAGUCCUCACCACCCCUAUGCCAAAAAAUGCCAAGGAAAAGACCACCAUUGAAUAUGAUGGAAUCAAUGUGUCUGCCAUUCAUGCUCUCCUUGCUUUCUUAGAUGGAAGGCUAGAAAACCCCCAGUGUUCUAAACCACUGGCCGAAGCUGUCUGCCCUGCAUUGAAAGCACUCAUCCGUGUCUGUAGGGCCAAUCGUUAUGCUCGUAAGUAUUUGAGAAAGGAAAUUCUGCCGCCUCUGAGGGACGUCAUGCACAGACCCGAGGAAGGGAACACGAUCCGUGGGAAACUUUGCAGACUCCUCACUUCCCCUCACACAGGUGUGAAGGACCUGGCUGCUGAACUUCUUUUUGUUCUCUGCAAGGAGAGAGUGGCAAGGCUGGUGAAGUAUGCUGGUUAUGGGAACUCUGCUGGAAUGCUAGCUGCUAAAGGACUCAUGCUGGGAGGAAACGGUAUGGUGAGUGAUUACUCAUCGGAAGAGGAAGACAGCGACACGGAGGAGUAUUUAGAAGCCCAAGAUCAGAUCAACCCCAUCACGGGCUGCUAUGAGGAACCGCACGAGAAUCCCAUGGAGAAGAUGACUGAUGAGCAGAAGGAAUAUGAAGCCAUGAAACUGGUUAAUCUCCUGGAUAAAAUGAACCGAGAGGGGGUCAUUCAGCCCAUGAGAGUUGGGGAAGAUGGAAGGCCACAUCGAAUUGAGCAUGUCUUGGAACUGCAGGAGCAUCUUCCUCAAAAUUUUAAACCACAAGAGAGGCAGGGCGAUCAAGAUUCAGAUUCUGACUAAAUGGAACGUCUGCUUGCUGGCAUUGUAAUAUGCUUACAUGUGAUGUUUUUGUGAUUCAUUUUCACUUUUUGUGAUGAUAUUUUGCCAUGAAGGCCUGGUUGGAUUCCUGCGAAGUGGAAGAACACCCCAUGAUUGGAUUUGUUUCUUCCUUCGAACUUGUAUAAAAGUUUGGAUCUAUUGCAAUACUGUAUUUUGUAAUUUUGAUUUCAUGUUUUUAGAUGAGGAUUUCCUAUGUUAAUGGUGUAUUCUUGUUAUCCUCUGUCUGCUACUGAAGGUUGUCAUUCUUGCAUGUCUCCUGUUCAUUAAUUUUCCAGCACCAGCAAUCCUUUGACCUUUCUUAAUUAAUCUUAGGUUAUCCUGAUUCACAAGCAUCAGCAGAUACCUGAGAGCCUUCUGCCAGACCAAUAACAUUAAUAAAAGUGAUAAGUAACUUUUUUUUUUAACUCAUCGGUUCCCAUGAAUUCAGUAAGUUUUAUACUGUUUAUACUGGGUACAAUAUUCCAGCUCACAAUCAAAAAAGAAAAGCUAUAAAGAUGCUGUCCAAUAGUGCUGAAGGAGGAUUCAAAGUACUUUCUCUUUCCUGUCAGAGGAAGUACUAUAUGGGUUUCAUCUGCAGGUGAAAGACUUAAUUUAUGCAGUAAUCUCAUCACUGUCAUUCUGGGGGUGAACAUGGGAAUAAUUGUGUUGUGCUGUCAGAAUGAGAGUGAAAAGUGAAUCCUAGGAAAGUUAUUGUUACGGACUGGAAAUAAAAUGGAUCGUGUACCAA
Messenger RNA from Darwinula stevensoni, 2746 nucleotides. The record is from the annotation of a GenBank genome assembly. Lineage: Eukaryota; Metazoa; Arthropoda; Ostracoda; Podocopida; Darwinulidae.